AUGAAUAAUAAAAUUGUUGCAAUGAUUGUUGGAGAUAUUAAUUUUUUACGUACUUAUUUUGAAGAAGAACAUAUAACAUCUGAUUCACAAUUAAAUAGAAGAGAACGAUCGAUGAUUGAAACAAUACCAACAAUAAUUGAUAUAAUUACGAAAGCACAUGUUCAUCCUGAAGUACAAAAACGUUAUACGUAUAUUCAAGCUAAACAACUGAAAAUUAACAUUUUACCUAUUGUACGUAGUUUAAAUAUUUCUGAUGACAUUAUUCUAUUGCAUAUUCCAAGUGGACAUGAACAAAUCAAAAAUUUUUUCGAGGUCAAUGAAACAGAUAACAGUGGGCCAUCAAUAUAUUCGUAUCGUCUUCAUCAUCAACAACACUAUCAUCGUCGUCCAACAUAG
This is a messenger RNA of Rotaria sordida, 396 nucleotides long. Lineage: Eukaryota; Metazoa; Rotifera; Eurotatoria; Philodinida; Philodinidae. The record is from the annotation of a GenBank genome assembly.